UACCAUCAUGUAUCCUUGGGUAACCACCCUGGUCCUCAUACUCCUUCUGACAGAUAGUGUAAUGUCUUAUACAGAAUUGACUGUGGUGGAGGGUCAGUCUGUGACGCUUCGGUGCUCCUAUAGUGGACCAAUUACAACCACAUGUUGGGGCCGAGGGGCAUGUUCUGUGCUCAGCUGCUCAGAUUUUAUCAUCAGGACUGAUGGAUACAACGUCGUCUUUCAGAAGGACACUCGUUAUUUGCUCAAAGGAAAUAUUGGACAUGGGGAUGUGUCUUUGACCAUAGUAAAUGUAAAACCCUCCGACAGUGGCGUGUAUUGUUGCCGUGUUGAACUGGCAGGGUGGUUCAACGAUUUAAAAGUCACCUACACCUUGAAGGUCAAGCCAGCUCUACCUACGACAACAGCAGUCAUCACUACUCGGAAAACGACGGUCACCACGACUCCAAAAACAACAACUACCACCACUCGGAAAACGACGGUCACCACGACUCCAAAAAUGACAACUACCACCACUCGGAAAACGACGGUCACCACGACUCCAAAAACGACGGCCACCACGACUCCAAAAACGACGGCCACCACGACUCCAAAAACGACGGCCACCACUGCUCCAAAAACGACGGCCACCACUGCUCCAACAACUAGAGUCUCUACUGCUCCUCCCAUGCCAGCAACCACAAAGACUGUCCACACAGGUGCUGCUUUAACUUCUCCAUCACAGAAAGAUGUGACCCUGCCUACCACACCGCAGGACACAAGUAUGACUAGCUCACCGGUGCCCUCUUGCUCAACAGAUGGGAAUAUCACCACGACACAGAUUUCAGAUGGCCUUCAGCAAAACAAUCAAACUUCUGUGGUGCUGGAGCAAAGUCACUGGCUGAGCAAAAAUCAAGGAGUUUACAUUGGAAUCGGUGUUACUGCCAUAGUGUUAUUGCUCAUAUGUUUGACUGUCAUUAUUGCCAAAAGGUAUAUAUGCCUGGGUAGCAAAGUGGAGCUACUACGGAUAAUUUCAUUUAAGGACAUUCAUUUCGGAGCUUUGAAAAACAUGUCGGUGAAGCAUGUCCGAGCAGAAGACAACAUCUACAUUAUUGAGGAUAGUCAUUAAGUCAUGGAUUAAGAUCCCGUGGCCUCCGAAGGUGUUAUACCCUUGACCUCAGGAGACUGACCAGAUAUCACCGAGUCAGAGUCCCAUCAGCAGCAGGACAAUUGUGUGGUCAGUUUCACGUGGCAUUCUAACAAGUCAGUGACACUAGGUAGAGUGAAUCUAGCUCAUCUGUACACCGGCAACCUCUGUAAUAUAGUCCUAAUUUUUUAUAUUGACACUGGUUCAGUCUUUCUGGUCAUUGCAGAGCUCUCUCCAAAACAUGAAAUGUACUCCUUAGAAGUGUACGCUCUCUGUAUUUGUUUGUUUUUGUUUGUUUUUUGUUUUGUU
Messenger RNA from Phacochoerus africanus (Common warthog), 1432 nucleotides. It is a transcript of the gene HAVCR1, whose product is annotated as hepatitis A virus cellular receptor 1. Gene Ontology annotation, molecular function: phosphatidylserine binding; virus receptor activity. The transcript is spliced from 8 exons. The coding region runs from base 8 to 1105 and encodes 365 amino acids. Lineage: Eukaryota; Metazoa; Chordata; Mammalia; Artiodactyla; Suidae. Gene Ontology annotation, cellular component: cell surface. The record is from RefSeq and is a predicted model, not a curated record. Gene Ontology annotation, biological process: phagocytosis, engulfment; positive regulation of mast cell activation.